This is a messenger RNA of Dichotomopilus funicola, 1971 nucleotides long. RefSeq lists its product as uncharacterized. The transcript has 2 exons. Lineage: Eukaryota; Fungi; Ascomycota; Sordariomycetes; Sordariales; Chaetomiaceae. The record is from RefSeq and is a predicted model, not a curated record. Bases 1 to 1971 code for a protein of 656 amino acids.
AUGGUGGAGGUUCAUGUAAGACCCGCCCGCGUCUCGAUCUUCACGCCGUAUUCACCAUCAAGUAUCAACACUAACAUAUUAUGCGAUCAAAGUUUAAUCAUGUCCAAAGAUCAUCGCGCUUCUUUAAUGUGUGCUAAAGACGAGCUGGCGAAGCUUCUUACCUACCACCAGGUCAUGCCCUCGUUUGUGGACCUCAUCUGCACCUUCCAGUUCCGCGAGGAACCGCUUCAUUACGCUCUUUUCCGGCGGGAGAACUACCUAGACCGUGACUCCCCAACUUUACGAGUCCCACAUCUCGGGAGAUCUGGAAUCCAGAUCCAGCAUGCCUUCAACUUGCUCACUGUUGAGCGGUCCGACCGGAAGGAUGAAUUGAACCCAUGGCCCCUCCGUCACGCGACACUCUACCACUCUCUCGACCUGGAGACCGGCCGUGCCGUUUACAUUUCUAUGAAAGGGAACCCCGAGCUGGUGAAUCGCAUGAGGGAAGCCGGCCACGUCAACCGCCACAUGCUCCCCACAACUCCUCGGACCCGGGAGAAAUCCUUCAUCGCAAGUCUGCAAGUGCAUCUGAUCAUGCUGGAAUGGUGCGGCGAGAACUGGAACGAGUACAUCGAGGAAAAGGCGGUCUCCAUCCACAAAAGCUCCACCCGCGUGAAAAUUGCCUCAGUCGAUGAAGUUGUCGCACCCGCCAACCUCGCGGCCACCCUCCAGCGUCGGAGGAGCACGUUGCCGCGGCACAGAGGAGUGGGACGACAGGCGUCCUGGGUAUCGGCCGCCCCGAGCUGGUUCAGCCGGCACGACAGUAUCGCUGAGGAAGGGAGUGAAGGACAACAACCUCCCAGCCCUAGCCAAGACUUACCGCCCUCGCCGACACGCAGUGCCUCAGGGCGGUCAUUUUCCACAUUCAUGCGGCGGGUUACGAGCGGUCUGGGCAAUGAGCGGGACGGGCAAGAACAGGACGCCCUGGAUGCAACAACAGAACAACAGAAACAGGAGGACGAGACCUUGAUGGCCCGUCUGGCCACGUUGGAAGAACGCUUUUCCAGCACACAGCUGCAGGCCCUAAGCUGGAGGAGCAGAGAAAUCGGCCGGUCACUGGUGGCCAUCGAACAGACCGUGCAGGUACUGUCGCAAGUGGAGGAACAAUACCGCACCGUGAUUGCCUCGCACGCAUACAACACCCUCCUGGACACCAAACAAUGCGAGUCCGAAGUGGCCGCUUUCUUCCGUCGGCUCCAUAAUCUACAGGGCGACUUAGCGCUGUACCGCCGUCGACUGCAAGAUUUGGCAAGCCGUGUUGACGAUGACAAGCAUUUGCUUGAGUCUUUGAGCCAGAACACCGGUAUCCAAACAUCCAAAGCGUUCCAGUUAGUGGCGCAAACGUCCACCGACCAGAUGAUGAAGUGGACGGUUGAGAUGCGAGAGAUCGCCAUCAAGACCAAGCAGGAGACACUGUCGAUGCACGUUAUAACCAUAUUUACCCUCAUCUUCCUCCCAGGAACUUUCAUCGCUGUAAGUUUAACCCCCCUCCUUUCUUUUGUUCCGAAAAUCCGGAAUCUAACCUCACACCCAUUCGCCCAGACCCUUUUCAGCAGCGGCGUCCUCCGCUGGGAUGAAGAUGGCACGCUCGGCUCCGACUGGGUCGUGCGCAACGAUGGCCUCCGAUUAUUCGUGUCCAUCUGCGUCCCACUCACAAUCGUGACCAUCUCCAUCUGGGCUGCCAUGUAUAGUCUGGCUCGACGCUGGGCUCGGAAGCACGCUCGGAUCACGGAUGGCCCCGGGUAUGCGGACGAGAGGGGCGUUGUUGAUGCGACCGGGAAUUCUGUUAAUGUUAAUGGUGCUAUUAAGGGAGGGUCGUCGGGGGUUUGGCCUGCUUCACCUGGGGCACCGAUCACGCCGACGACGCCGGUUACUCCUGGGGUGGCGGUGUCGGAGAAGCAGAGGGGUGUUGUUGGUGAAAAGGCGGCAUGA